Molecule: messenger RNA, 1862 nt
Organism: Hippocampus zosterae (dwarf seahorse)
Lineage: Eukaryota; Metazoa; Chordata; Actinopteri; Syngnathiformes; Syngnathidae
Gene: dkc1
Product: dyskeratosis congenita 1, dyskerin
Exons: 14
Coding region: 62-1564 (500 amino acids)
Biological process (GO): box H/ACA sno(s)RNA 3'-end processing; rRNA pseudouridine synthesis; mRNA pseudouridine synthesis
Cellular component (GO): box H/ACA snoRNP complex
Molecular function (GO): RNA binding; pseudouridine synthase activity
Source: RefSeq, a predicted model, not a curated record
AAGAAGUAGAAGUGGAAAAGGAAAAGGCGGAGCCAUUAGAGCGCUAACCACACAGACGAAGAUGGCGGACGUAGAUGGUUCCGCGAAGAAGAAGAAGAAGGGCAAGAAAACGGUCGAGGAUGUCGGGGAAAUCCAGCAGAGUGGCGACUUCCUCAUCCAGCCCGAAAGCAAAGUGCCCACACUGGACACCUCCCAGUGGCCUCUUCUGCUCAAGAACUUCGACAAGCUGAACGUGCGCACGGCCCACUACACGCCGCUCCCCUGUGGGAGCAACCCGCUCAAGAGGAACAUCCAGGAUUACAUCAAGUCGGGUUUCAUCAACCUGGACAAGCCGGCCAACCCGUCCUCUCACGAGGUGGUGGCGUGGAUCCGCCGCAUCCUGCGCGUGGAGAAGACGGGCCACAGCGGCACCUUGGACCCCAAAGUCACCGGCUGCCUCAUCGUGUGCAUUGACCGAGCCACGCGAUUGGUCAAAUCCCAGCAGAGCGCAGGGAAAGAGUAUGUGGGGAUCGUUCGGCUGCACAACGCCAUCGAAAGCGAGCACGCGCUGGCCAGAGCCAUGGAGACGCUGACGGGCGCCCUGUUCCAGCGGCCGCCGCUCAUUGCCGCCGUCAAGCGCCAGCUGCGGGUGCGGACCAUCUACGAGAGCAAACUGGUGGAGUACGACGCCGAAAGGCGACUCGGAAUCUUCUGGGUGAGCUGCGAGGCGGGGACCUACAUCAGGACGCUGUGCGUCCACCUGGGCCUGCUGCUGGGCGUCGGGGGCCAGAUGCAGGAGCUGCGCAGGGUCCGCUCCGGAGUCAUGGGAGAGAAGGACAACCUGGUGACCAUGCACGACAUCCUGGACGCGCAGUGGCAGUUUGACCACAACAAAGAUGAGUCGUACCUGCGGCGCGUCGUCUUCCCGCUGGAGAAGCUCCUGGUGUCGCACAAGCGGCUGGUGAUGAAGGACAGCGCCGUCAACGCCAUCUGCUACGGCGCCAAGAUCAUGUUGCCCGGCGUCCUGCGCUACGAGGACGGCAUCGAAGUCAACCAGGACAUUGUGGUCAUCACCACCAAGGGGGAAGCCAUUUGCACAGCUGUGGCCCUGAUGACGACGGCGGUCAUCUCCACGUGCGACCACGGCGUGGUGGCCAAGAUCAAGCGCGUCAUCAUGGAGCGAGACACCUACCCGCGCAAGUGGGGGCUCGGACCCAAGGCCAGUCAGAAGAAGAUGAUGAUCCAGAAAGGACUUCUGGACAAGCACGGCAAGCCCAACGGAAGCACGCCCGACGCCUGGAGGGCCGACUACGUGGACUACAGUGCCAGCGCUGCCGCCAAGGAGCCGGAAGCACCCAGCAGCGUGCCAGCGAAGAGGAAGAGGGAGACGACGGACAGCGAAGCGGAAGUCGCGCCGGCCGCUGAGGAGACGCCCAAAGAGAAGAAAAAGAAGAAAAAAGAGAAGCGCGCCAAGGCGGUUGACGCCGAAACGGAGGACGGAACGCAAGUAGAGGUUCGUGCCCCCAAAAAUGAUCGGCUUUGUGGGAGAACAUUUCCCGUCUUCUUUCGCUCGUUUCCAACUUGAGCUUUUUCUCAAGAAUUGGCCGUGUCUGCCCAAAUCGGAACCGUUCCACAAGGCCGACGUUUUUCUCUGUUUGCAGCUUGAAAGUGGCAAAAAGAAGAAAAAGAAGAAGAAAGCCAAAGAAGACCACGAAGCUUCCGAGUGACGCUCGCAACCUCCGCCCAUUGUCAAAACUGCCUUUUUUUUUUUGUAAAUACUCUUUUUGAAAAUGCAACUGUUCAAGUUUGUGAUAUUUUAGAAGACUCUAAAAUGAAGAGUUGAUGCCAUGUAUCAAGUAUUUCCACAAAUAAAAACGAAAAAC